This is a messenger RNA of Podarcis raffonei (Aeolian wall lizard), 1385 nucleotides long. Its product is annotated as intelectin-1-like. Gene Ontology annotation, molecular function: oligosaccharide binding. The transcript has 8 exons. The record is from RefSeq and is a predicted model, not a curated record. NCBI's taxonomy places the organism in Eukaryota, Metazoa, Chordata, Lepidosauria, Squamata, Lacertidae. Bases 138 to 1148 code for a protein of 336 amino acids.
UUCAUUGUUAAUGAAGACGAGAAGAGGACUGAACCCGUCUGGUCAGAGGGCUGGGCCUUUCUUCCUGUCUGAGCUGCUGCCUCUGCAGUGUCCUGUGGUAAACAACCAGAGGAAGCUGUGAUCUUGAAGUCAGGAAGAUGAAGCAACUUGUGAUUAUUCUGCUGUGUGCGUUUGUGUUUCCAGAAGGCCAACGGUGCGAGAGCAAUGGCUGUGUCACUUCCUUGAAGCGAGACAUCCUCAAGCUGAUGGUCAAGUGGGAAGAUGCGACCUGUCUCCAGAACCAUCAAGGUCUGCCCCCGAACCUCCUUCAGUCUCUGCCCCGAAGCUGCAUGGAAAUCAAAACAGCACUGGAAGGAGCCACAGAUGGGUUAUAUGACUUGGCCACAGAAGAUGGCGAGGUUUACCAAACCUUCUGCGACAUGACCACGAAUGGAGGCGGUUGGACACUAGUGGCCAGUAUCCACGAGAACAACAUUUAUGGGAAAUGCACCCAGGGAGACCGCUGGUCUAGCCAGCAGGGCAAUGACGUCAAAUGGCCUAAUGGAGAAGGCAACUGGUCCAACAACGCCACCUUCGGGUCAGCAAAGGGCUGCACAAGCGAUGAUUACAAGAACCCUGGCUACUAUGAUCUUGAAGCUCGGGAUUUGGCAAUCUGGCAUGUCCCAAACAACACCCCCAUGAAGGAAUGGAUGGAUGCCGCCAUCUUGAGGUACCACACUGAAAAUGGAUUCUUGGCUGAAGAAGGAGGCAACCUUCUCAGGCUCUACCAGAAAUACCCAGUGACAUAUGGGAUUGGCACCUGUCCAGAUAACAAUGGCCCAGCAGUUCCUGUCAUCUAUGAUACUGGCAAUGUGCAGCAGACGUCUUUCUUCUACUCCCCAAAUGCUCGAUCAAAGAUUGAACCUGGCUUCAUUCAGUUCCGGGUGUUUAAUAACGAGAAAGCUGCCAUGGCUCUGUGUGCUGGGGUUAAAGUCACAGGAUGCGACACAGAAUACACCUGUGUUGGUGGCGGAGGGUAUUUUCCUGAAGGAGCUCCAAGGCAGUGUGGCGACUAUACUGCCUUUGAUUGGAAUGGCUAUGGCGCACACAGUGGCUUUAGUGUCUCCAAAGAGUUACUGGAAUCUGCCAUGCUCCUUUUCUAUCACUAAAGCGAGGAAGGAGAUCAAAGUAAACAUGACAAUCUGUAUGCAAUUUGGCAUGAUUUUAUUUUUUUUCAAGUAACAAGGCAUGUAAUAGAGAAGUCCCACCACCCCCUGGUUCACAUAGUUUGGCUUUUACAACCCUUUAUUUUUUGAUGGGCACUAUCUGAACCCUGUAAUAAAUAAAAAAGAAUGGAUUUAUAUUUUUUGAUGUGACAAUAAUAUUAAAAAAUGAGUGAAUCUUAA